UAUAUUUUGAAAUAUCUAGUAGAACUUUAAGUAGUUACGCAGUUAUCACGAAUUAUUCCGAAAAUCAGUUUCCCCUAUCUAGAAACAAUGAAGGUGCUUUGUACUGUGGUCAUCGCUUUAGCGGUUUUAUUUGAUUCUAUUGUUUGCGAAACUGACUGGAGUGAUGUCAGCAUAAAGAAGGCUAAGAAAUCAGAUAUAGAUAAUCUUCUAACUGGACCUUUUGGCCAUAUGAAAGCUACACUUCCUUUGUCUCUUCUGACAUUUCAUGGUAUUAUAUUUGGAUAUAUUGACGGGAAUGGCGUAGCUCGUGCAUUAUAUACGUUUAAUGGGGUGGGUGAGAGACACGACCGAGCUGGACAAGAUAUAGGAGCCAAUUUUAUAAGCAAGACAGUGCCAGACUACGUGAAACAAGCAAGCGGAAGCUGGUGUUGCGAUUUUUUUUCAUAGAAAGUAAAGACGGACACCAUGGACAACCUGGAUUAUGAAACGGAAAUGGCAGUCAAGUCAAAAAGCAUUGCAUAGAAAUAUUACAGAAAAUUCAAAUUACAUACAAAUUUUCAUUUAUUGUGUUUCUUAUCUUUCUUAAAAUGAAUCAGUGCAUAGAAUCUCAUUGAUUUUUAUUGACAACCCACUGGUCAAAUCAGCAAGAAUUUUGUCACUGGAAGUCAGUGAGAUUUCACUGGUUCACUUAGUGGAAUGCCGUCGCUGGUUUAAUCAGUCAAUUUCAGUAGUUACUUAGUGCCAGCAGUCAGCUGUACGCGUUGUCGACUCUCAGCUGGUCUUUCAGAAAUAAUAAAUUCACAAAAAUAAAUAAAGGGUGAUAAAUUGAAAAGCA
Belonocnema kinseyi is the source of this 835-nucleotide messenger RNA. RefSeq lists its product as uncharacterized. The coding region runs from base 88 to 447 and encodes 119 amino acids. Lineage: Eukaryota; Metazoa; Arthropoda; Insecta; Hymenoptera; Cynipidae. The transcript has 2 exons. The record is from RefSeq and is a predicted model, not a curated record.